This is a messenger RNA of Cutaneotrichosporon cavernicola, 762 nucleotides long. RefSeq lists its product as uncharacterized. The record is from RefSeq and is a predicted model, not a curated record. Gene Ontology annotation, molecular function: protein-lysine N-methyltransferase activity; nucleic acid binding. The transcript has 2 exons. Gene Ontology annotation, biological process: methylation. The coding region runs from base 1 to 762 and encodes 253 amino acids. NCBI's taxonomy places the organism in Eukaryota, Fungi, Basidiomycota, Tremellomycetes, Trichosporonales, Trichosporonaceae.
AUGCUCGCCACCGCCUCCCACCCGGUCCCGCUCGGCAGCUCUCCUGAAGUCGGUCUCUCUUCUGCUGCCGUCUCGGCCCUUGCGCAAUUCAUGGCCGACUCACAGGCUCUCGAAGAGAUGGCAGCGGCCUAUACGGCCGCUGACAACCUCUCCGCCGAUAAGGAGUGGUCGAUGGAUGCGUUUCCCGAGUUGUGGGGAAUGAGCCAGUUCUGGAACGACGAGAACACGGCGCGCAAGCUCGCCCGCGAGUGUGUCUCGCAAGCCAAGGGCGGGACGAUCGUUCUCAUCUCGAGCCCGUCCGUCUUCCUCAUGCUCAAGAAAAUGGGCGUGCCGAACAAACUCCUUCUCCUCGAAUACGACUCGCGUUUCUCCGUCUUCCCCGAGUUUCGGUUCUACGACUUUGCCCGCCCCCUCUCCCUGGGCGGAAUGAAGGAGCAAGCUGCGGUCGUCUUGGUGGACCCACCAUACGUCAACGCCGAGUGUUUUUCCAAGGCGGCGCAGACGACGCGUGCCCUCUCGGGCCCGGACACAAAGAUCAUCGCCUGUACUGGCUGGGUCGUACGCCACUGCGCGGCCGAGACUCUCGGUGUCAAGAUGAUCAACUUCCGUCCCGGUCAUGCUGGGGGCUUGGCAACCCCGUUCCGCGCAUACGUCAAUUACGAGAGCAAGAACCCUUCGUUCAUGUACGACCCGGACCCGGAGGACGGGGACAAUGACGGCACGGCGUUCGCCGGCGCCGGCGGCAUCGGUACCGAUGCGUGA